AUGGCAACCAUAGGGUCUGUCACACGACAAAUCGCCGCACUGGAACUAUCUAACAACAAACCUGGAAAGACGACCACUAAUGCGAGACCUCCAUUACAUUCGAAGCAGUCUAGCCAAACAAACGUAGCGAAACUCUUGACGAAGUAUGCUGCACCUAAUCCAGCACAUGCCCCUGAACCCAGCACGAAAUUGACGAAAGCAACGACCGGAACAGCGAUGCCUCCUCCAGCCACCAAGACGAAGACAACCGGGACGCUAACACACACAGGAAAUACUCCUGCACCGACUAUAUCCUUUGAUAUCGGAAACUAUGACGGCGGACUCGAACUCGAGAAUGAAAAGAGAGGGGAGAAGAUCUUUGGUGAGGCUGCUCAGGAAUUGGCGUUAGAUUCCAGUAGCGCUCAGACUCCUACUCGUGAAUGGUCUUUGCACAACUUCGACAUGGGCAGGCCGCUGGGUAAGGGAAAAUUCGGCCGGGUUUACAUGGUUCGAACGAAAGCGGAACCUAAAUACAUCCUUGCUCUCAAAACACUUUACAAAUCUGAAAUCGUCGCGGGGAAAGUAGAAAAACAGAUCCGCCGCGAGAUAGAGAUUCAGCAAAACCUUCGCCACCCGAAUGUCUUGCGGCUAUACGGAUACUUUCACGAUGAGAAGAGAAUCUUCUUAAUGCUCGAAUUCGCCGGAAAGGGUGAGCUCUACAAACAACUUUCCAAGUACGGUUGCUUUUCAGAGAAACGCGGCUCGAGGUAUAUCGACCAAAUGGCUGAUGCAUUGAGCUAUCUCCAUUCAAAGCAUGUCAUACACCGAGACAUUAAACCCGAGAAUCUUCUUCUUGGUCUAAACGGCGAAUUGAAGAUCGCGGACUUUGGUUGGAGCGUGCACGCUCCCGGGAAUAGGAGAAGGACAAUGUGCGGAACUUUGGAUUAUCUUCCUCCAGAGAUGGUCGAAGGUAAAGAGCACAGUGAGAAGGUGGAUUAUUGGGCACUAGGCGUAUUGACAUACGAAUUCUUGAUUGGAAAUCCGCCAUUUGAGGACCGAAAAAGCGUUAACAAUACAUAUCGAAGAAUUAUGAAGGUUGAUUUGCGAUUCCCUCCCGGAAUGUCUGCGGAGGUCAAAGAUCUUAUUACACGGCUUCUGCAACAUGAACCUCAAGAUCGUAUACCAUUGCUCGACGUACUGCGCCAUCCAUGGAUUGUUAAAUAUAGACCAAAGAACUGCAAUAGGGGAAGCGAAGUUUAUUGA
Lentinula edodes (shiitake mushroom) is the source of this 1242-nucleotide messenger RNA. Its product is annotated as other/AUR protein kinase. Bases 1 to 1242 code for a protein of 413 amino acids. Gene Ontology annotation, cellular component: spindle pole centrosome; spindle midzone; chromosome passenger complex. NCBI's taxonomy places the organism in Eukaryota, Fungi, Basidiomycota, Agaricomycetes, Agaricales, Omphalotaceae. Gene Ontology annotation, molecular function: protein kinase activity; ATP binding. The transcript is spliced from 4 exons. Gene Ontology annotation, biological process: protein phosphorylation; regulation of cytokinesis; mitotic spindle organization. The record is from RefSeq and is a predicted model, not a curated record.